Molecule: messenger RNA, 1481 nt
Organism: Lentinula edodes (shiitake mushroom)
Lineage: Eukaryota; Fungi; Basidiomycota; Agaricomycetes; Agaricales; Omphalotaceae
Exons: 7
Coding region: 261-1235 (324 amino acids)
Molecular function (GO): oxidoreductase activity
Source: RefSeq, a predicted model, not a curated record
AAUUUCUAAUCGGCAAUCUGGAUGCGACUGCUUCAGGCCACAAGUUUUAAUCUCCUGCCUAAUAUGAACUAUGUAAUUAAACGAUGCAGCAACCACAAUGAUUCAUGUGUCUUGUGUGAGGGGCUCUGAUGUUUUCUCGAGGAUAAUAAAGACCGGUUUUCCUUCCUCGCUUUUUGGUAGCCUCCCAAUUUCUGCGCCAAUUCGUUAAAGCAUAUCUCGCCGAAAAAAUAAACGACGUCUCGCAUCCACGGUCCGCCUCAAUGGCCUCUACAAUAAAACCAAAAUCUCGUUUACGUCGAGUGGUCUGCAGCGUCGCACAGAAAUUCUAUCCUCAUCAUCAUGGUAAUGAGAGGUUAGGUCGGAGUGAAAGCGUGGCUGGCUCAGCUAACUCGACUGAACUUCGAGGUAAAGUGGCACUUAUAACAGGUUCAUCCAAAUCUAUUGGGGCCUCCAUAUCCAGGGCACUCGCUGCACAAGGUGCCUCUGUAGUUAUCAAUUAUGCCAAAGACAGCAGAAGUGCAGAGGAAGUUGCACAGCAAAUUAACUUAUCUCUCAACUCCACUUCCGUCUCGUUACCUUUGACCUCUAUUGAUCAUCAAGGCGACGGUGGAAACGAUGUCGAAGUACCUCGACAGCAGCAGCAGGCCAUCGCAGUCAAGGCUGAUUCCUCUACUAUUUCUGGUGGCCACUACUUGCUACAAGAAACACUCCGUAUAUUCGGGCGUUUGGAUAUCCUAGUUUUAAACGCUGGACUCAUGGGGAGCCGAACUUUGAGUGAAAUCGACGAGUCUUUUUUUAAUGCACACUUCGAUUUUAACGUGAAAGCACCGUUAUUUUUGGUGAAGGAAGCAGCGGAAGUCAUGGUGCGACCUGGUGGGCGGAUAAUAUUCCUUUCUACAAGUUUGACUACGGCGAGCAUUCCAUCAGCGUUGCUUCCCAAUGCCCUAUGCUACGUAGCUAGUAAAGGUGCUGUGGAGCAAGUCGCCCGCGUGCUAUCCAAAGAUCUCGGAACUCAAGGCUUCACAGUGAAUACCGUCGCUCUAGGACCAGUGGACACAGCGCUUUUCAGGGCGGGCACAUCGCAGCAUGUCAUUUCAAACAUAGCUGCACAAGUUCCUAGUCAUCGUAUCGCAGAGCCAGACGAUAUUGCACCUAUUGUCGCUUUUUUGGCGAGUCCGGCCGCGCAGUGGGUCAAUGGUCAAACUAUCGGAGUGAAUGGGGGUUAUGUGGUGUAAUUUAUCAGAUUAUCAAGUUCUGCAUCGAAUUACUGUUCGUAGUUUCAAAAUCCAUAUUAUAAUUGCACAAUGAGUGGAAUUUCUACCAAUUCUCGUGAAGGAAGUUCAAAAGUAAAGCUCAUAUAUGGGGUAUUCAAAGUUCUCAACGCCAUAUAUUCAAUGCUCAAAGAUAACCUAUGUAACCGUACUCUCUCCCUUUUCUCCGUGAUAAAUGUUGACCUUCAGAUGGUCAUGAUCAUGACUCGC